Messenger RNA from Mesocricetus auratus (golden hamster), 3173 nucleotides. RefSeq names its product thromboxane A2 receptor (gene Tbxa2r). Gene Ontology annotation, molecular function: thromboxane A2 receptor activity. Gene Ontology annotation, biological process: positive regulation of vasoconstriction; adenylate cyclase-activating G protein-coupled receptor signaling pathway; inflammatory response. Bases 1743 to 2762 code for a protein of 339 amino acids. NCBI's taxonomy places the organism in Eukaryota, Metazoa, Chordata, Mammalia, Rodentia, Cricetidae. The transcript is spliced from 4 exons. The record is from RefSeq and is a predicted model, not a curated record. Gene Ontology annotation, cellular component: plasma membrane.
UGCGUGUGUGUGCCUGUGUGUGUGUGUGGUGUGUGUGUGAGUGUGUGUGUGCGUGUACGUGCAUAGGCUCAGCUCAGAGCUCAGGCCUCACCUCCACGGCACACGUCCUACCCCAAGAGAGGUGUCCAUUGAACACACCAGGAAACUGAGGCCCAGGCAGAGCCUCUGCCUGGCUGCACAUCAGUAAAGAUGACACCUGCAUCCUGGGACUGUGGCACAGACAGGAAGUGGCCCCGCAGAAGGGAAGGAGCAGCAGGUGGUGAGCCCUGAGGGGCUGUGGGGCCGUGGGGGGUCCACACCAGGGGCCUGGGGUGUGGACAGCGGUCAGAGUCGCCUCUGGGCACAGCUGGGGCCAGCACUCUGACAGGCAGGUGUCAGCAGAAAGCACUAGGGGAUGCAAACUCAUUGUAAGGGAGGGAAACUGAGGCUGUGUAGGGUGCUGGUGGGGGUGGAGGCCUGAGGGCCCAGGCUGCCCUGAGGCCUGGCAGGGAGGCUUUCCAGAUGAGCUGAGAGGAGGAGGAGGGGCCUGCUGCUCAGAGCCCAGCCCCACAUUCCUGGAAGCUGGAAUGCAGCCACCAAUGCUGCGGGCCCCAAGGACCAGGGGAGCAGCGCCCCAGAGUGCACAUGUGACAAGGACGGGGCCCCCACUGCAGACAGAACACUGCUGCCCCCCCAAAGCAGGGACAUGGCUCAGGAAGGCAGAGCUGCCCUAACCCCAGGACUCGGGGCUGGAGGGUUCUAAGCUCCUCAAGCCUUCUGGGGUCAGGGUGGGAGCCUGGAGAAUUCUAGAAUGCUAACCCAGGUAUGGCUGUGCCUGGUGUCCCAGCAGGGGCUGGAGGCACGGAUCUCAUGGACGAGUUUCAGUGUAGCCCCGUCUAUGCAGCCAGAGUCUUGGUCAGAGAUGACAGACAGACAAAAACACUUUCAAUCCCUGGACCUCCCAGGCCCAGAGCUCCCUGCCCUGAGGCUGUAGACAAGGCACAGGUCUCCCUGGGACCACACAGCCCUGGCUGCUGGCUACUGUGGACUGCCAGGCCCUGCCUCUGGUCUGGCCUGGGCAACUUGAGCCUGCCAUUAUCACCUGAACCCCAGGGGAGGCGGUGAGGGAGGAGGGAGACUGGAAACCGCCAUGCAGCCCUGGUGCAGGACCCCAGCUGGGCAAAGGGCCACAGCGGCUGUGAGGGACCCAGUGUUGAGGCUGGGCCAAGGGGAAGGGGGCGUACCCCCAUUGCAAAUCCGCCUGGGGGGCGUGCUGGGGUCCCAGGAACCUAGCACAGAAACUCAAACAUGUGCACAGCGCCUCUGAGCAGGGUGACGUCAUCAAGGGGGCGCCUCAAGACCGCCCCAUCCCUCUGAGGCUCAGUUUCUCCUCUGGAUGGUGCCAACAGUUGGUGGCCCCAGGCUGAGGUGGGAGUGAGGCAGGAAAGCUGCUUGUAGUGGCCUGGAGCCUUCUGAGCUGCGUAAACCUACUGUGUGCCAGGAAUGGACAGAAUAGAUCAUUGUUGUCCGCAUCAGCUGACUUUACAGGACGGGAAGCUGAGCUGAGGGGACAAGAGCAGGGGUGCAUCCUGAACCCUGAACGGCCAAAGCUACUCAGGAGGCUGAGUCGGGAGGAUUUAGAUUUCCAGGCUGCUCUGGACCACUUCACGGGUCAGAAGACAUCAGACGGCGAGAGCUGCAGCCAGCUGGCCACCUGCGCCCAAUGGGGUGGUGACCCCCUCGUAGCACCAGGCUUGGGCGCCAUGUGGCCCAACGGCAGCUCCCCCGGGCCCUGCUUGCGGCCCAUGAACAUCACACUGCAGGAGAGGAGUAUGAUCGCGUCGCCGUGGUUCGCCGCGUCCUUCUGCAUACUGGGCCUGGGGUCCAACCUGCUGGCCCUGAGCGCGCUGGCGCGGGCCCCGUCGCCCCGCUCGUCCUUCCUCACCCUGCUGUGUGGCCUGGUGCUCACCGACUUCCUGGGGCUGCUGGUCACCGGGGCCAUCGUGGUGGCGCAGCACGCGGCGCUCUUCGCGUGGCAGGCGGCCGACCCCCGCUGCCGCCUCUGCCACUUCAUGGGGGCGGCCAUGGUGUUCUUCGGGCUCUGCCCCCUGCUCCUGGGCGCCGCCAUGGCCUCGGAGCGCUACGUGGGCAUCACGCGGCCCUUCUGGCGCCCGGCGGCCACGUGGCGCCGCGCCUGGGCCACCGUGGCGCUGCUGUGGCUGGCGGCCCUGGCGCUGGGGCUGCUGCCGCUGCUGGGGCUCGGCCGCUACACCGUGCAGUACCCGGGCUCCUGGUGCUUCCUGACGCUCGGGCCGCGGCGCGGCGACGUGGCCUUCGGCCUGCUGUUCGCGCUCCUGGGCGGCGCGUCCGUCGGUCUGUCCCUCCUGCUCAACACCGUGAGCGUCGUCACCCUCUGCCGCGUCUACCACGACCGCGAGGCCGCGCGCCAGCGCCCGCGGGACUGCGAGGUGGAGAUGAUGGUACAGCUGGUAGGCAUCAUGGUGGUGGCCACCGCGUGCUGGAUGCCCCUGCUGGUCUUCAUUGCACAAACCGUGCUGCGGGCGCCCCCGGUCAUGAGCCCCUCUGGGCAGCUGUUGCGGGCUACGGAGCACCAGCUGCUCAUUUACCUGCGCGUAGCCACGUGGAACCAGAUCUUGGACCCCUGGGUCUACAUCCUCUUCCGCCGGUCGGUGCUGCGGCGCCUGCACCCGCAGCUCAGCUCGCGGUUCCGGGCUCUGUCCUUGCGCCAGCCCCCAGCCCAAGCCACACCCAGUGGUCCCUGAAGAACAGCGUCGCCCAACCCCCAGGUCCUCAGGGACUGCGGCAGGCCUGCACCCCAUCCUAGGUGCCCAGUGCUUGGCAGAGGAGGGGAGCCCCUGACACGGGGCUGACUCUGGUGAGCUCUAAGAUGCCUCCUCGAUGCUAAGGAUGUCCUGCCUGACUCUCCAGAGUCCCCCCAGCCCAGGCAGGGUGCUUGGGUCACAUGGGGGAGCUGUGGGAACCAGCUGAGACCCAGAGCCUGAGACACCAGGGUUUGAGACACCGGCUUCAGGUUCCUCUGGGCUCCAGGGUCAUCAGCCUUGGCAUCCAUACCCACAGUCAGGUCUGGAGUCACCAACCUCUCCAGUGUUUACUGAGCCCCUCCCCCACGGCUGCAACACCCUUGCUCAAUAAAUGGUUCAAUGGCCCAGUAA